AUGAGAGGACUCUUUCUAAUAAAGGGUUUUUCUGGUAACCCUGAGAUAGAAGUCUUAUAUGCUUCUUUGUUUUUAGUCUUAUAUUUGGUGGCUUUAAUUGGCAAUAUUCUCAUUAUCACUGCGACUUCUGUCGACAAUAGCCUCCACUCACCAAUGUAUUUCUUCCUUAAAUACCUCUCCUUUUUGGAUCUGUGCUACAUUACAGCCACUGUACCAAGAUUCGUCUGCAACUCUUUCAUGCACAGUGGCACGAUUUCUCUCUGGGAGUGCAUCUUGCAGUGUUUUGCAUUUACUUUCUCUGGUUGUGCUGAGAUGGCCAUGCUCACAGUGAUGUCCUAUGACCGCUAUGUGGCCAUCUGCUUUCCACUGCGCUAUGAAGCCAUCAUGGACACCAGCACCUGCAUUCAUGGAGUCUUAGCUGCCUGGACCAGUGGGUUCAUCUCUGGGGGCAUGCAUACAGCUGCUACUUUCUCCAUCCACUUCUGUGGUCCCAAGGUCAUUCACCAGUUCUUCUGCAAUGUCCCCCAACUCCUGAAACUCUCUUGCUCCAAUGACUACAUCCAGGAGCUUGGGGUCUCUGCCUUCCUGGCCUUGGCAGCAUUUCUUUGCUUCAUCUUUAUUGGCCUCUCCUACUCACGUAUAUUCUCUGCUGUGCUCAGGAUGCCAUCUGCUGAGGGAAGAUCCAAGGCCUUUGCUACUUGCAUCCCCCACCUAUGUGUUGUCAUCGUAUUUGUUUCUACAAGUGUUUUUGAGUUUCUAAAGCCUGCUUCUGACUCUCCAACUGGAUUCGACUUUUUGCUCACUUUUUUUUAUACCGUAGUGCCCCCGACUUUCAAUCCAAUGAUCUAUAGCUUAAGAAACAAAGUGAUGAAAGCUGCUCUGACAAAGAUGAUUAAAGGAAGAAAAACCUGACUGUUUUGUUGGGACCCUUCUCAUUCCUGGUGA
Molecule: messenger RNA, 945 nt
Organism: Echinops telfairi (small Madagascar hedgehog)
Lineage: Eukaryota; Metazoa; Chordata; Mammalia; Afrosoricida; Tenrecidae
Product: olfactory receptor 14J1-like
Exons: 2
Biological process (GO): G protein-coupled receptor signaling pathway
Cellular component (GO): membrane
Molecular function (GO): olfactory receptor activity; G protein-coupled receptor activity
Source: RefSeq, a predicted model, not a curated record